Molecule: messenger RNA, 177 nt
Organism: Sphenostylis stenocarpa
Lineage: Eukaryota; Viridiplantae; Streptophyta; Magnoliopsida; Fabales; Fabaceae
Source: the annotation of a GenBank genome assembly
AUGACGAGGUUUUCGCGGGAAGCUCUGCGAAGAAGAAUGAAAGUCAAAACGAUUAAAUCAAAAGAUAAGAAGAAGGAACAAGAUAAAACAUACACAGAAUCAGGAAGAACGGACGAUGGUGGGUGGAUUGGAAGAGUGAAAGGAGGAGAGAUAGAGAGAGAAGUAUUUGUUAAGUAG